UCGCCAUUGAAACUCAUCACCUUUCAAAACACUUCUCCAGUGACCCAAAAAAGCUUCAUUGUCUCUUCUAUUGAAAACCCCAUGGCUGCUCUUAAGCUAGUUUGUGCUCUAGUGUUGUGCAUGUUGGUGGUUGAGCCCAUUGCCACAACCGCCAUAACAUGCGGCGAUGUGACAAGCAAAGUGGCCGGUUGCUUAUCAUACUUGCAGAACGGAGGGAACGUGCCGAAGGCUUGCUGCGACGGGAUCCGGUCCCUGAACAUGAUGGCUCGAACCACCCCUGACCGCCAAACCGUGUGUGGGUGCUUGCAAACUGCCGCUAAGGCUGUCAAAAUUAAAGGCAACUUGGCUGAGACCCUCCCGGCCAAAUGUAGUGUCAACAUCCCUUACAAGAUCAGCACUUCCACUAACUGCAAAAAUGUGAAGUGAGAUGGAUGAAGAGAGGGUUUUGCAGCAGCUUGCAGGAGAUAUAAUAUAUGAUUAAAAAGAAGAAGAAGAAGAAGAAUGAAUAAGGAUUUUGGAUGGAAUUUUCAAAAUCCAAAAUUAGUCUCCACUUUAGUGUAGUGAGGCUUUGUUUAUUUUGUUUAAUGUUUUGGUCCCUGCAUGUUGGCUCUUAUUUUAUAUCCUCUAUGUAUUGGCUAUUUUAAUGUUUUAAUGAAAGGAAGUUUAUGCUUUGUCA
Molecule: messenger RNA, 676 nt
Organism: Gossypium raimondii (Peruvian cotton)
Lineage: Eukaryota; Viridiplantae; Streptophyta; Magnoliopsida; Malvales; Malvaceae
Product: non-specific lipid-transfer protein 1
Exons: 2
Coding region: 82-426 (114 amino acids)
Biological process (GO): lipid transport
Cellular component (GO): membrane
Molecular function (GO): lipid binding
Source: RefSeq, a predicted model, not a curated record